AUGCCCUCUACUGACAGACUUCAGGCUAUUGCCUCGGCAACUUGUUCUGCCAAUCUUCCCACUAAAGGACCUAACGGACUUCCUCUUAACACAGAAACUGAGCCUCCAAUUCUUAUGACACAAGAACGUGCUAAGGCUUCAUUUAAUCCGCGAGAACUCACAUACUACCUUGAUGGCGGCAAGAGUCAAACAGAAGAUGUUGAGGCAAUUAUGCGUUCCAUUGAACGUGAUCCUCUUUUUAAUAAUGAAAAGUACUAUGAUUUAACCAAGGACCAGCUUCGUGAACUCACUGUCCAGCGCGUGGCUGCUCUUGCCACCCAUGUUUCUUCUUCUCCUCAAAUUCUUCAUAAACGGUUUGCUAUCACAGCCAUUGCUGAUCCAGGUACUGGUACACGCACAGGCGUGCACUACGGCCUUUUUCUAGGCUCAGUUCGCGGCUCUGGUACUGCCGAGCAAUUUUCUUAUUGGGUUAACAAGGGUGCUGUCGAGCUUAAGCGAUUUUUUGGUUGCUUUUCCAUGACUGAGUUAGGCCACGGAUCCAACGUUGCUGGUCUUGAAACCACUGCAACAUUUGAUUCUGAUACUGAUGAGUUUAUUAUUAACACACCCAAUCUCGCGGCAACAAAAUGGUGGAUUGGUGGUGCCGCACAUACUGCAACACAUACUGUCUGCUUUGCUCGACUCAUUGUUAAUGGUAAGGAUCAUGGCGUCAAAUCCUUUGUUGUGCCUCUUAGAAACACCGAUAACUGGUCUCUUAAGCCUGGUAUCGCUAUUGGUGAUAUCGGAAAGAAGAUGGGCCGCGACGGUAUUGAUAAUGGUUGGAUUCAGUUUACCAACGUUCGUAUUCCCAGACAGUUUAUGCUGAUGCGGUUUUCUAAAGUUGACCGCGAGGGAAAUGUUACUGAGCCUCCUCUUGCCCAACUGGCUUAUGGUGCUCUUAUCACUGGUAGAGUUUCUAUGGCUGCAGAUUCUUUUUAUGCCGCUUCUAAAUUUCUCACCAUUGCUAUUCGUUAUGCUGCAGUCCGACGACAGUUUAGUUCAUCACCAGGUCAACAAGAAACUGCAAUUCUUGAUUACCCUUUACACCAAAGACGUCUUUUACCUCGAUUGGCUUAUACUUACGCAAUGAAUGCAGCUGCUGCUGAACUUUACCAUCUUUAUGAUGUUGCUUCUUCUCAACUUGAGACUGUGGAUGUCACUGACAAGAAUGCUCUUGUCACUGCGGUUAAUGAUAUUAAGGAGCUUUUUGCUGUUUCAGCUGGUGUGAAGUCUUUCUGCACUUGGGCUACUUCCGACAUUAUUGAUGAGUGUCGCCAGGCUUGUGGUGGUCAUGGUUAUUCUGGAUACAACGGCUUUGGUCAGGGCUACGCCGAUUGGGUUGUUAACUGUACUUGGGAGGGCGAUAAUAAUAUUUUGACACUUUCAAUGGGACGCUCUCUUAUUCAAACUGCUAUUGCAGUCCGAAAGGGUACGUCUGUUGGCGGUGCGUCUGAAUACCUUAGCCGUCAUGCUGUUUUAGCCAGUUCCCGACUUGGUGAACGGUCACUUGAGGACCCUGCUGUCCUUAUCGAGGCUUGGGAAAGCGCUAGCUCAUUGUUGCUAAUGAAUGCCGCCGAUGCUUAUGAGAAGGAACUGGUAAAAUUUAAUGGCAACGUUGCUGCAGCAAUGGAGAAGAUUUCCCAGGCUAGAUUUGAGACGGCUAGAGUACACACUCGCUUGUAUAUUAUCAAAGCCUUUUUCAAUCGGAUUGAAAACUCCAAGAAUUCUGUUCCUGCAAAUGUCACAGAUAUUUUGGUCAAGGUUGCUAUUCUUUUUGCACUGUGGUCUAUUGAGCAGGAUACUGGCCUUUUCUUGAGAUCCAAGUUCCUUACCGACAAAGAUGUCGACACUGUUACUUCCCUUGUUGAUGAAUACAACCUUAAGGUUCGUGAACAGGCUAUUCCAUUAACAGAUGCUUUUAACUAUAGUGACUACUUUUUGAACUCACCUAUUGGAAGCUUUGAUGGAAAUGUCUAUAAGCACUAUUUUGAGAAGGUAGUCCGUCAAAAUCCAAAUUACAAUGCCAUGGCGCCAUAUUUUGAAAAAGUGGCUGCUCCAUUUUUCUUCAGAAAAGAAGAAGAACCUAUUGAUUUGGAAGCUCUGGGAGAGUAA
This is a messenger RNA of Magnusiomyces paraingens, 2151 nucleotides long. RefSeq lists its product as uncharacterized. Gene Ontology annotation, biological process: fatty acid beta-oxidation using acyl-CoA oxidase; lipid homeostasis. The transcript has a single exon. Bases 1 to 2151 code for a protein of 716 amino acids. Lineage: Eukaryota; Fungi; Ascomycota; Dipodascomycetes; Dipodascales; Dipodascaceae. Gene Ontology annotation, cellular component: peroxisome. The record is from RefSeq and is a predicted model, not a curated record. Gene Ontology annotation, molecular function: FAD binding; acyl-CoA oxidase activity; fatty acid binding.